Molecule: messenger RNA, 6206 nt
Organism: Pelobates cultripes (western spadefoot toad)
Lineage: Eukaryota; Metazoa; Chordata; Amphibia; Anura; Pelobatidae
Source: the annotation of a GenBank genome assembly
UUUUUAUUUUUUCCUAGAUUCAGUUCAAGGCGUUGUCGAUCAAGAUCUUCAGAGUCCAGUUCUAGUUCAUGUAGCUCCUCUAGUUCCUCCUCGUGCUCCUCCAGAUCAUGCUCGUCAUCCUCUAGUCGAUCUCGCUCACGAUCCAGAUCCCGGCAGAGGUAUAGGAGUCGAAGCAGGAGGUAAAUCCGUCCCUUUUCAUAUAUUUCAUGCUAAAAUUAUCAAAAAAAAAUCUUUAUUUUCAAAGCACAGAUUUUUGUUUAACAUUUAUACUGUUAUGCCAUUACUAAGAGCAGUACUGUUUGGGAGAGCAUGUUGUGAAGCAGGAGAUCUGGACCUUGGGAUUCGACUUGGGGACAUUUCUUCACUUUUGUGGGUUUGUUUGUUUUUUUUGGCAGAUGUGAAUCUCGGGAAAGAUACAGCAGGCAGAGGAUACAGCACAAGGAACGAGCUAUAGUAAGUACCCAGAAGUGUUUUUUCUUCACUCCAAUUGUAAAGAGAUUGAAUAGUUUGUUAUUCUUUGUCCAGUGAGACUUGCUGCUGCUUUAAUGCUACAUUGUCACAUGGAUAAAAUGAAAUUACCCAGAACCUUGUUUACUUCAGGAGUCAACUUUUGGCAGAACGUUGCAAAGCAUUUCCUACUUUGUCUCGAAUGCCUUCUGCUUUCAUUAGAAAUGUUACUGCGUUCUGAAAUUUUUAGAAAGGUAGAAUCUUUCUGAAAACGUCAUACAGGGUGACGCUGCCGCUUUUAACUUCAGCCAAGUCUGACCCGGCUACAGAUUACCUGCUCAUUGCGCUGAAUGGUAAUGUUUACAGAAGGCAUGUCAAGCAUUCUACCCUCAGGUCUUACCCGACGCUCUCCCUGCUAUAGAGCAGCCACUUCUAUCUUGUGAACAGAUCUAGAGUUCAGGAAAUGCUUCUAAAAUGUUUACCCUGUUAUUUCAAUUUUAUGUGAUAUAAAAAAAGGUUUAUUUAAUCCAGACUUGCGUUAUUCCUUUGUCUCCAGCUGACGCCCUAGGAAGGUGGAGGUGGAUCAACUUUAGGGUUAAAGACACACUGUAGUGUUAGAAAUGCAGGUAGUUCCCGACUUUACGAACUAAUUUGUAAAGUAGCCUAGUUCAUAAAGUGAGAACUAAUUUCCCAUACACAAUGUAAUAAACAUGGGUUCCCUUCCUGACCAAGACAUUUUACCAUUGAAAACCUAAAUUCUACAAAAUGAAAACAUAGCAAAUACAUAUGUGGUAGGAACCGCAAAGGAAAACCUACCAUACUGAAAUCAUAAUCAGUUAUCUUCCUUUCUCAAUGACCUGUUGAAUGGGUCCACCCUCAAUGGUUUGGAACGUGUUAAAGGCUGCACCUCACUUGUUUCUGGCUCAUUUGAGACACUCCAUGUGUAUCAUUCACCACCACCUUCCAAGCCCCUCCAUGUAUCCAGUUUGCCCUCCAGGCCCUCCACGCGUCUCCUUUCCCCGCCCUCCCCAUAGGAAUGCAGUGCAUCAAUGCUUUCCUAUUGGAUUUUGCGUGACGCUGGAUAAAUGUUUGCAAACCAUGAGAACGUCCGUUGUUUCACAGUCAACUGAUAGACAACCACUAGAGGGAGUCUUAACACUGCAAUAUAAACAUUGUACUUUCUCUAAAACAUUGCAGGGCUAAGGGGAACAGGGAUACCGCACCUAGACCACUUCAAUGAGCUGAAGUUGUCUAGGUGCCUAUAGUGGUCUUUUAAUAUCUUAAAUGAUAUGACAGUUUAACACUUGGUUCUGCACACCUUGUUUAAAACGCAUUUAUUUUUUUGCUGUUAUUGGUUUUAUACUUUUGCCAUCAGCAUGCAGGCAUAAAUAAAAGCACUCAAAGCAGUGAGAACAAAAUGGGCUAUCAAUGUUGGCUGUGGUGUUGGACAUGAGUUUCUGCAUUCCAAACUUGAUUUCCCUCUGUGCCUUGGAGCUAAUGGAUUCUCAGAGCAGAAUUCACCCUAAACAUUAAGGCUAAUUUGUAUUCUAUAACCGGACCAGUAGUGAAGUGUUGCACACCGGUAUUCGUAACACCGGAGCUCCGUGGUAGAGGUCCGCUAACCUCCAAACGUGGAGAGCCACAGGCUGCACAGUGUAGGAAGAAAAUUCAGAUCGGUUUAUUGUGGAAUUAAGAGCAAAACACAAGAUUUUUGACUGCAAGGCCUUAAUCCGUGUAUUCAAUAACUGCUGUCCAGCACAGUAAGAAUAUUCUCCCUUAUCUUGCUCUUUCUAUCUGACUGGUUUCAAUUAACGAUACGGAGAUGUAUGCACUUGUGAAAACUAAUAGACAUUUCCCCCCCCCCCUUUUUAGGAGGAAAGGAGAGUCGUGUACAUCGGCAAAAUCAACAACCGCAUGACGCGAUCGGAGUUGAAAAGGAGAUUUUCCGUUUUUGGGGACAUAGAGGAAUGUACCAUUCACUUCAGGGAACACGGGUGAGAAUUUGAUCCUACAUAAUGCCUUGUAAUUUAUUUUAUAAUCACCUCUAAAAUUUGUGGAAUACAGGGCAGAUAGCUGGCUACUUUUCAUUUCCUCCUGAAACAAAAUAGGAAUCUUCAUGUUAAAGGAUAGGAUUGAUGAACAUCUAAAAACACAUGGAUUUCAAGAUCAGAGUCAACAUGGGUUUACUUCAGGGAGAUCAUGCCAAACUAAUCUUAUUGAUUUUUUUUUUUUUGAUUGGGUAACUAAAAUUAUAGAUCAGGGUGGUGCAGUAGACAUUGCUUACCUAGAUUUCAGUAAGGCUUUUGACACUGUUGCACAUAGAAGGUUUAUCAAUAAACUGCAAUCUUUAAGUUUGGAUUCCAAUAUUGUUGAAUGGGUAAGGCAGUGGUUGAGUGACAGGCAACAGAGGGUUGUAGUUAAUGGAAUAUAUUCGAAGCUUGGACUUGUCACCAGUGGGGUACCUCAGGGAUCUGUACUUGGACCCAUUCUCUUUAAUAUUUGUAUUAGUGAUAUUGCAGAAGGUCUUGAUGGUAAGGUAUGUCUUUUGCUGAUGAUACUAAGAUAUGUAACAGGGUUGAUGUUCCAGGAGGGAUAAGCCAAAUGACAAAUGAUUUAGGUAAACUAGAAAAAUGGUCAGAAUUGUGGCAACUGACAUUUAAUGUGGAUAAGUGCAAGAUAAUGCAUCUUGGACGUAAAAACCCAAGGGCAGAGUACAGAAUAUUUGAUAGAGUUCUAACCUCAACAUAUGAGGAAAGGGAUUUAGGGGUGAUUAUUUCUGAUGACUUAAAGGUAGGUAGACAAUGUAAUAGAGCAGCAGGAAAUGCUAGCAGAAUGCUUGGUUGUAUAGGAGAGGUAUUAGCAGUAGAAAGAGGGAAGUGCUCAUGCCAUUGUACAGACCUCACUUGGAGUAUUGUACACAGUACUGGAGACCGUAUCUUCAGAAGGAUAUUGAUACCUUAGAGAGGGUUCAGAGAAGGGCUACUAAACUAGUUCAUGGAUUGCGGGAUAAAACUUACCAGGAAAGGUUAAAGGAUCUUAACAUGUAUAGCUUGGAGGAAAGACGAAACAGGGGGGAUAUGAUAGAAACAUUUAAAUAUAUAAAGGGAAUCAACACAGUAAAGGAGACUAUUUAAAAGAAGAAACUACCACAACAAGAGGAUAUAGAGGGACAAAGGUUUAAAAAUAUCAGGAAGUAUUACUUUACUGAGAGGGUAGUGGAUGCAUGGAAUAGCCUUCCAGCUGAAGUGGUAGAGGUUAACACAGUAAAGGAGUUUAAGCAUGCGUGGGAUAGGCAUAAGGCUAUCCCAACUAUAAGAUAAGGCUAGGGACUAAUGAAAGUAUUUAGAAAAUUGGGCAGACUAGAUGGGCCGAAUGGUUCUUAUCUGCCGUCACAUUCUAUGUUUCUAUGUUUCAAAUUGGUUCAUGUUUGUAGGAGCCUUUAUAGGGAAAUACAGUUUGACACUUUGAAUACAUUUUAGCAUACCAGAAAUCGAAGUUUGUUUUAAAAUCAAGCACAUAACAUUUCAGUAUAUAUCAUCUAUUGUGCCAGCAAGUGUUCAAAUAAGGACAUGGUCCCUAGAGCCCAAGAAAGACCUGGCACUCCUGCACAACCUCUACAUUAUCAGCUGUGUAGUUGCUUUUGAUGAAAAUGUCUGUCUGGGUUUUUUAAUAGGGGAAAAUAGUGCUGCUCUUCAACAUGCUGUCUUCAUUGCAAGAAUAUUGGUGUCAAAGAGGGGCCCCUUGCUUGGGUAAUCGGGACUGGUUGCAUAGGAGUUAGAUGGGAACACGAUGUGUUAAACUAAAUCUAAAUAUACAUAAAGAUUGCAGCAAUGUUGGAGGGGCUAAAAAGUUAGUAACUCAAAACAAUGAAAUGUUUAGUUUAUCACUGACAGAUUCACUAAUACUUUUAUGCUAUUCUAUAUAACUGAUCUUUGUCCCUUUCUGCCUAGAAACCUUUUAGUAGAAUUUGGUCACUUCAACAUUAUGGCUUGUGUACAACCUGGUCUUUACACUCACCAGCCUGCUUUAUUUCACUUGCAGUGACAACUAUGGCUUUGUUACUUACCGUUACACCGGAGAGGCCUUCACCGCCAUCGAGAAUGGCCAUAAGCUGCGUCUCCCUGAUGAACUCCCCUUUGAUCUCUGCUUUGGUGGGAGGCGGCAAUUCUGUAAAAGUAACUACGCUGACUUGGGUAAGAAACCUCCUAUUCCAUUUAUUGCUUGCUGUGUUCACUUCCAAACAUAGAUCUCUAUUCACGUAUAUGACUGCCUUAGUAGCCAUACAGAUCCUCCAUUCAUAAAUGUGUCUGACAUAUCUUAUAAAGGACAAAUUCUGCCUAUAUAAAGAUGUAAUACAAAAAAACCUACCUCUGUACUUCACACAGACGCAGCACAUAUUCCAAUGGUCUUAUUUGUAUCUUAAAGGGACUGUGUAGGCACCCAGUUCAUUGAAGUGGUCUGGGUGCGAACUCACAUCACCUAAAUCCUGAGUAUGUAAUUUAUUGCUGUUUUUAUAAACUGCAGUAAUUACCUGCUUGGGAUAACUCCUCCUCUAGUGGCUGUCUACCAGCAAACUGAAUAAUGCUUUCUUUUGGGAAAUUCCAAAUGCGAGCUCAUGCGCAUUGUCUCCCCACGAGCUGAAUUCUGCGGGGGAGAAGCGUGGGCGGAGCAGAUUUUCCCUUUAAUUGUAGAUGCUCUCAUUUUGACAUGCUUAUUUCCUUGCUUUCCAGACACACUGACACUCGUUAGCAUGGUGACACAAACAACCCCAGAACAUUUUAGAACACAUUGUAGUAUAUUGGCCUCCAGGAUGGUGGUGACAUUGCCUUAGCAGACAGCUAGCGAUUCCGGUGACUGUCUCCCUCUGCAAUCAGGCAUCCUGGCUUUUCAAGCUAUUGCCUCAUGAGUGGGGUUUCCAGGGCAUGUACUCCAUUCUAUAUAGAGGCCACAUGCUGGCUGUGGUUGAUGGACAUAUCAAUUUCCUAGACUGCUUUCCCCACGAUUGCUUCCUCUGUGAUACCUCCACAUCACUAUUGACUAUAUAUCAUUAAUAUUGCUGCUCCCAGCAAGACUAGCUUUCUGGUGGCACUUUAAAUGGCUACUGUGAAUGAUAUGGUGGCCAUCCCAAACAGGUUUAAUGUAAGUGAAUGGCCUGUCCUCUUAGCUAUAAUAGGGCCCAUCAUUACUUCUAACUGUCAGUUAUGUGUGGAAUUUGCAUGUUAGUAAUUUAUUUAUUUUUUCUCCCUCUUUUCCAUUGUAACCAAUAUUUUGUAGUUAUAUCAAGCUCAGAACCUGGUUAAAUCUUCCUGUCUUCAUUUUCACAGAUUCCAAUCGUGAUGAUUAUGAUCCUGCAUCCAUGAAGAGUAAAUUUGAAGAGCUUGAUUUUGACACAUUAUUAAAACAAGCGCAGAAGAUCCAUCGGAGGUAACAUUAGGCCUAAGCCACAUCAAGCGAUGAAAUCUAUAUAGAAAAUAUCUAUUAACCAAAUGAAUUUACCUCAAAACACUGGAGAUGGCCAUUUACUAAACAAAAGCAUGACUCCCCCUUUUAUUGAGGGUGGUAGUGUCUAUAUUUUCUUUUUCCAAUAAAACACAAAAAUGAUGAUAAAAAUAAGACCAUUAGAUUUUUUUUUUAAUGACUCUUUUUUUGUUUAUUUUUUAAACCUAUUUAACAACUGCUAAAUAUGGAUUCUCAAAAUUGUAAGGAAUAGUAUAUAAAGUGGAAAGCUAAGGUAAAAUCAUUAAAAAAAAAAAAAAAAA